This is a messenger RNA of Mugil cephalus (flathead mullet), 2377 nucleotides long. It is a transcript of the gene ddx49, whose product is annotated as DEAD (Asp-Glu-Ala-Asp) box polypeptide 49. The record is from RefSeq and is a predicted model, not a curated record. The transcript has 12 exons. Lineage: Eukaryota; Metazoa; Chordata; Actinopteri; Mugiliformes; Mugilidae. The coding region runs from base 132 to 1661 and encodes 509 amino acids. Gene Ontology annotation, molecular function: nucleic acid binding; ATP binding; RNA helicase activity.
AUCGGCGACCGUGGACAAAACGCACGAGGAUGAGCUUUUCUACAUUGAAAUAGAGUGUUUUUGAUAUUUUAUCAUUAUAAUACGCGCACGGACAACUUUAUUAAUUCCCGGAGAACGAGAGAAACCAGACCAUGGGUGACUUUUCGUCUCUGGGUUUGUCGGAGUGGUUGGUCAAACAGUGUAAACAGCUGGGAAUCAACAAACCCACUCCUGUCCAGGAAAACUGCAUGCCAGCGAUAUUAGAAGGCAGAGACUGUAUGGGCUGUGCCAAGACUGGAAGCGGGAAGACAGCAGCGUUUGUGUUGCCGGUGCUUCAGAAACUCUCAGAGGACCCGUACGGCAUCUUCUGCCUGGUGCUCACUCCUACCAGGGAGCUGGCUUAUCAGAUCGCAGAGCAGUUUCGAGUCUUGGGGAAGCCUCUGGGUCUGAGAGACUGCAUUAUCGUCGGUGGAAUGGACAUGGUGACUCAGGCUCUGGAGUUGUCCAACAAACCGCACGUGGUCGUUGCGACGCCGGGCCGUCUGGCUGAUCACAUCCGCAGCUCCAACACCUUCAGCAUGAGCAAGAUCCAGUUCCUGGUGAGUCCGGGAAGCCCCAAUAAAUCUCUCAAAUGUCCUUUCAUGAACAUAUUUGCGCGAUUUGCUUUGUGGUCUCCGCUUGUGUCGUCUUCGUCUUUUCGUCAGAUUUUGGAUGAAGCCGACCGGCUGCUGGAGCAGGGCUGCACCGACUUCACCAAAGACCUGGAGGUGAUCCUGGGAGUCCUGCCAGCCAAGCGCCAGACGGUGUUGUUCAGCGCCACACUGACUGACACCCUGCAGGAGCUGAAGACCAUCGCCAUGAACAAACCUUUCUUCUGGGAGAGCACAUCAGAAACGCGCACAGUUGACGAGUUGGACCAGAGAUACAUCCUCACUCCGGAGAAGGUGAAGGACGCCUACCUGGUCCACCUGAUCCAGAAGUUUACAGACGAACACAACGACUGGUCCAUCAUCAUCUUUACCAACACGUGCAAGAGCUGCCAGGUCCUCACCAUGAUGCUGCGGGAAUUCAACUUUCCAACAAUCUCCCUGCACUCCAUGAUGAAACAGAAACAACGAUUUGCAAACCUCGCCCAGUUCAAGGCCAGCGUCUACAAAAUCCUGAUUGCAACGGAUGUAGCUUCUAGGGGUUUGGAUAUUCCAACCGUCCAGGUUGUCAUUAACCAUAACACCCCCGGGCUUCCCAAGCUCUACAUCCACAGAGUGGGACGAACAGCGAGAGCAGGCAGGAACGGAGUGUCCAUCACGCUGGUGACGCAGUACGACAUCCACCUGGUUCACUCCAUCGAGGAACAGACACAGAGCAAACUGAAGGAAUAUCCUGUGGAGGAGAAAGAAGUCCUGAAGAUCCUCACACAAGUCAACGUGACCCGACGGGAGUGUGAAAUAAGACUGGAGUCAACAGACUUUGAUGAGAAGAAGGAGAUCAACAAGAGGAAACAGCUGAUUCUGGAGGGGAAGGAUCCAGAUCUGGAGGCCAAGAGGAAGGCGGAGCUGGAGAAGAUCAGGGGCCAGAAGAAGAAGUUCAAACAGAAAAUUCAGGAGAGCAUCCAGAGACAGAAACGAGGAAGUCAGAAAAAGAAACAGAUGAAAAAGAAAAAGGCGGAGCAGACAACGGCGUGAAAACCGCCUCGUGUUUAUACUCCACAGUUUGUACAAUACUUGUAAUAUUUGUUGCACCUGCGAAUAAAUUUAAUGCAAAAAAAAAAAAAAACAGCAGCUCAAGUUGACAGCGUUUAUUGAUUCAGUCCAACAAGGAAAUCAGCAUCUUGUGAUGAAACGUCACUGCAAAUAAGACGACAUAUGCAUUUACAUCACAUGGCUAAACUUAACCUCCGCCUCACGAUAAAGAGAACCCACGGUUUGGAUGCAAAUCUUUCAGCAACUAAUCUACAACUGAAUCACUGCACGUGUUGCAAUUGAUUGUGGCUCAGAAGAUGGAAAAGACAUCAAAGCAAUAAUAAUAUUACGGCAGCGGGGGGUUUAUUUUAAAGCUAUAUAACGUUAGAAGUUCAGUGGUUUGAUGCGUUAACUCACCGCACAAAUGAGAGAUUUCGCACAAUGUCCAAAAAACAACGAAACGAAACGGAAGAACGGAACUACAUCUAAGUCGAUUAAACGUGUACUCGCAACAUGAUUGUCUGCCGAAAUGAGAAGCGGGUGAGAAAACAACAGCGGAGUACAUUCUUACUGUGUCCAGAAAGAGUUACAAAAACUACAAUCCCUCAGACAGUUUGAAGAGAUACAAAAAAAAAAGAAAGAAAGAAAGCAAACGGCAUCCGCUCCAUUCCUGCAGUAAACGAGAUGCUACAAAACAAGACGGAUUUUUAAUAGACACA